This is a messenger RNA of Gossypium arboreum, 1139 nucleotides long. RefSeq names its product transcription factor MYB8-like. The transcript is spliced from 2 exons. The record is from RefSeq and is a predicted model, not a curated record. Bases 101 to 928 code for a protein of 275 amino acids. NCBI's taxonomy places the organism in Eukaryota, Viridiplantae, Streptophyta, Magnoliopsida, Malvales, Malvaceae.
UCCUGGUCUUUAAACUCUCUCUCUCUCUCUCUCUCUCUCCCUUUCUCAUGUCUUCCAAUUGUUUCAAUGCUUGAUAAGCAUUUGAGAAAGAGAGGGAGUGAUGGGUAGGUCUCCAUGUUGUUCAAAAGUUGGGUUGCAUAAAGGUCCAUGGACUUCAAGAGAAGACACAUUGCUUGUAAACUACAUUCAAGCUCAUGAUGAAGGUCACUGGAGAUCACUUCCCAUGAAAGCUGGGCUACUUAGGUGUGGAAAGAGUUGCAGGCUGAGAUGGAUGAACUAUCUAAGACCAGAUAUUAAAAGAGGAAAUAUAUCCCCAGAUGAAGACGAUCUCAUCAUCAGAUUACAUUCUCUUCUCGGCAAUCGUUGGUCUCUCAUUGCCGGAAGGCUCCCGGGUCGAACUGAUAACGAGAUUAAAAACUACUGGAACACCAAUCUGAGCAAAAGACUCCUAAGCCAAGGAAUCGACCCCAAUACCCACCAGACACUACCAAAGCCAGUAGUUCAACAAGUGAAGAAGAAAAACAACAACAGAGGCAGCAAUAACAAGCAGAACCCGAAGAAGGCAAAUGCAACACAUGAGCCUGCAGUGAUACCCAAACUCCAUCUCCCAAAACCAAGUAGGAUAACUACAGCUUUUUUACCCAGAAACGACAGCUUCGACCAAUGUACUAGGUUUAGCACAGUGUCUUCGAGCCAACGAGGGGAAGGGGCUUUAGAUACCGAAGCUAUAAAAUGCCCUUGGUCAGAAUAUGUCAACGAUGGUGAAAACGGGACUGGGCUGCUUUCAGAUUUGGAGUGCCACUCUGGUUUACCAGCAAGUGGAGACAAGAAUUCUCUAGAGAAGCUUUACGAAGAGUAUCUGCAGCUUUUGAGGACAGACGAAGAUCAACUGCAGUUGGAUGAUUUCGCUGAAUCAUUUCUCAUCUGAUAGAAAUUAAUCAUGCCUGCAGGUGGAAUGAGAUUUUCUCCCAAUAAAGUUAGAUGAAAUGAGGCUUAGCUUUUACCGGCUUACUUUCUAGCCCUCCAGUAGUGGCCUUCCGAAUAAAUUUAUAUAUAAACUGUGAAUUGUGUAAUUUCUGUAAUAUGAUAUGGACGCCUUCGCUCGGUAAGGUUCAAAUUUCAGGAGAUCAGAUAAUAAA